Messenger RNA from Penicillium argentinense, 1692 nucleotides. RefSeq names its product sexual development activator VeA (gene veA). The record is from RefSeq and is a predicted model, not a curated record. The transcript has 2 exons. The coding region runs from base 1 to 1692 and encodes 563 amino acids. Lineage: Eukaryota; Fungi; Ascomycota; Eurotiomycetes; Eurotiales; Aspergillaceae.
AUGGCAGCCAGACAUCCCAUCAUGCCGCCCCAUAAUGAGACGGAACACUCCGUCAGUCGCCUCACGCGCGAGGGCAAACAAAUCACCUAUAAAUUGAGCGUGAUGCAACAACCGGAGCGUGCGAGAGCCUGCGGUGCCGGUGCCAAAUCAUCGGCCGACCGUCGUCCUGUUGACCCACCACCCGUCGUUGAACUGCGAAUCUUCCAAUCCGAACCCGGCAAUGAAGCCCAGAAAACCGAUAUCACUUUUGCCUACAAUGCCAAUUUCUUCCUAUAUGCGACGUUGGAGACUGCCCGUCCUCUCGCUCACGGCCGAGUGGCUGGUCCGCCGUCGUGCCCUGUACUAACUGGUGUGCCGGUCGCCGGUGUUGCGUACCUCGAUCGCCCUUCGCAGGCUGGUUAUUUCAUUUUCCCGGAUUUGUCUGUUCGCCACGAGGGUCGUUACCGUUUGAGCUUCCACCUAUACGAAGAGAUCAAGGAAGCCAAGGAUGCCGACAAGGACUCGAACCUGCCGCUUCCUAACCAAGUCAGUCGAUCCAACGCCAACCCCGGCACCCCGCAAGCAUUCCUGCAUUUCCGCCUCGAUGUCAAGUCAGUGCCCUUUACGGUAUAUAGCGCGAAGAAGUUCCCCGGUCUGGCUACUAGCACCUCCCUGAGCCGUAUCAUUGCUGAGCAAGGAUGCCGCGUCCGCAUUCGCCGUGAUGUUCGGAUGAGGCGUCGUGGUGACAAGCGAGAGGAGGAGUACGAUUUCGACGAGGAAAGAGCGGCUGUAUAUGCACGAUCCGAUCGAUACUCAACACCGGAUCGAUAUGUCACAAACUCGGUGGAGCGGCCACGGUCAAAUAGCAACGGCAGCGCAAUGGCUUCGCCAUACGGAUUUGGACCCGAGAUUCAACGACGGCCGUCUGCACCCGAUUAUGGAUUCCAAUGUCCUCAACCGCCGACCUUCCAGCGGCCGAUGCCACCCGCUCCCAUGCAGCAUGAAACCACUCCCAGCUAUCAAUCACACCUCUCUUUCGGUUCGACGCCAACGCAAUAUCCCAAUCCUCACAUGCCUCCCACUCCGCCGCCGGUCGCGCCUCCAGGAAUGUAUUCGCCUCACACUACAUAUGCCAACAUUCGUCAUCCAUCAAUUGCGUCGGAGUAUGAAUCGACACCAGCAGGUUAUCCCAUGGGACCCCCCAUGUCGGAACGAACAGGCGGCUAUCCGAAGAAUAAUAUGACAUCAUAUCGCAUGGAUACACCCAAAGCACCGCCUUAUGUGGAUAUGAACCCUGCGGAUCCGUUGAACCCAUACUCCAUUCCGGCAAACUUAUUGCCUCGUUCCGAGACCCCGGCUCCCGUUCCAGCUGCACUGCCGCCUCCGUCUAUCAAGACCAUGUCAAGUGAGUUCGUGCAGCCUUCGAUUGAGCACUGCACGCCUAGUCCAGGCUACGAUUCCGUCUCCGGGAAGCGAAUGCUGUACCAUACUGGACACACGUCCGGCAAACGCACUCACGAAGACUCCUUCGGUCUGGAUGAGCGCUCGAUGCAGAAUGGCAUGCGGCCUGACAAUGAGACUUAUACGUCAAGCGCCUAUCGCGACUUCUCUGCCGAGAGUCGUGCUGCCUUGAUGGCCGAGUAUGGCAUUGAGAUGGCAUACAAACGUGCCAACGGUAGGAUGGUGCUGAAGGCGCCGCCUGCGACUCAAUAA